Messenger RNA from Hippopotamus amphibius kiboko, 10898 nucleotides. RefSeq names its product LSM12 homolog (gene LSM12). Bases 71 to 658 code for a protein of 195 amino acids. The record is from RefSeq and is a predicted model, not a curated record. The transcript is spliced from 5 exons. Lineage: Eukaryota; Metazoa; Chordata; Mammalia; Artiodactyla; Hippopotamidae. Gene Ontology annotation, molecular function: RNA binding.
GCGCUCACUGGGGGCCCGGCUUUCGCCCGCUGCUGCCGCCGCCGCCGCCGGCCGCGGCUGCUCUCCCAAGAUGGCGGCUCCUCCGGGCGAGUACUUCAGCGUUGGGAGCCAGGUGUCGUGCCGGACGUGCCAGGAGCAGCGGCUGCAGGGGGAGGUGGUAGCCUUCGACUACCAGUCCAAAAUGCUGGCUUUAAAAUGUCCCUCUUCCAGUGGAAAGCCCAACCACGCAGACAUCUUGCUCAUAAACUUACAGUAUGUUUCAGAAGUGGAAAUAAUUAAUGACCGAACAGAAACCCCUCCUCCCCUAGCUUCACUCAAUGUUAGUAAGCUUGCCAGCAAAGCACGGACAGAGAAGGAGGAGAAGCUGAGCCAGGCCUAUGCAAUCAGCGCUGGUGUUUCCCUAGAGGGCCAGCAGCUCUUCCAGACCAUACACAAGACCAUUAAAGACUGUAAAUGGCAAGAAAAAAACAUCGUAGUCAUGGAAGAAGUUGUUAUUACACCCCCAUAUCAAGUGGAAAACUGUAAAGGCAAAGAGGGGAGUGCACUGAGCCAUGUACGCAAAAUAGUUGAAAAACAUUUUAGAGACGUGGAAAGCCAAAAGAUACUGCAACGUUCACAAGCCCAGCAACCACAGAAGGAGGCUGCCCUGUCAUCCUGAGUCCACACAUACAGAGGACUCUUCCAGCAUCCAGCCAAGGAGGCGAUGGCGGUGGCUUCAGCGGAGGCAGGCCGGGGGAGGGAAGGGAUUCUAUAUUUCCUGUUGGCUCUUGUUAACAAAGGGUCAGCAUUUCCAAAUCUUAGACUUGAACAAACAGAACACCCAACAAAAAAGAACAAGAGAAUAAUUUAAAAGUUGAAUCAUUACUUGACUAACAGACUUCGGUCCACCGUGUCCUUUUCACAGCCCCCUUCCGGAACAGUCACCUUGUUAAUUUUAUUUUUGAAAAUUCCUUUCCUGCUCUGCCCUUUCAGCUCUGACUUUCCUUUCCCAGUCUGUCUCUGCCAUUCUGUUUUUAUAAGUGGCUACACUUGCCUUCUGAGUGAUUGAAAGAAACUUUUACAUCUUCUCUUCCAAAAUAAAAGUAACAAGCUGACUGUGAUACUUAAGUUGAGACUAGAGCAGCAGACAGAGGUCUCACUUUAAAUUUUUCUUUUUUUUUUGUUUUUGUUUUUUUUUUCUUUUUUUUGUUUUUGUUUUUCUUUUUUUGCACAGGGCAUGGCUUGAAUUAGUUUUAUUUUUCUUAACUUUAAAUAUAUAUAUGAAAAUAUAUAUUAAAAUGUUCUCUAAAUAUUUUCUGCUUCUUGCAGGUCUCUUUUUACUAGACCAUGGCCACUCUUUGCACCUCAUCCCUCUGAAAAUAAAAAUGUACUGUCCUCCCCACCACCCAUAGCCAGGCAACUAACUUGACUUAGUUCACAGCAAGAGUCUCCUGCAGCACUUUGUAGAGCAGUGUAUGCAGAUGGGAUCUGGCUUUGAGGGUUCCUGGUGGCUUUUUAGUCUUUAACUGUAUGUGUACCAGUCUCACAUUUGGCAAAAACCUCAGGAUUCUCCCUCUGCCUUUGUCUUACUUCAUGGUACUAAAAGAACUUCCUCACCACUCUUCUGUCUCCUAGAUGGGAGCAGCAGCUGCCCUUUCUCCUGUGCCCUCUGCAGGAAGAACUGUUUUGCAUGGCACAUCUCAGCUCCUCCUCGAAGGAUGGUUUUCUUUAACAAGAAACCUGGAGUCCACCUAUCCCAACCUCUCUUUAAGUCUGUAUCCAGAGCCACUAGCCCAGGAGAAAGCUUGGGUGACCUGUCGUUUCUCUUCUGCCAACCUCCUGCUCUUACGCCCUUCCCCACCCCCCUUAAAUUUUACAACUUAUGACAGUUUGUAUAUGCUCAGCCGAUGGGCAGAAAACCUGGGAAGAAUUUCUGGACUUUAGCCCACCAGUUUGUCUGGUUUGACUAACCUGCUGAGAGCUGAACUGGCACCCAUUGCCUCUGUGCCUUCAAGGCGGUCCAGUGGGUAGCGUGUGCCACCAUCUGAAUAUAAUGUCAGGCACCAUGGCGUGGGAAGUGGGUGAUGCUCAUGUGACUGGCUGGAGCUUCGGGGGUGGGGUGGGGUUAACUACUAUUUUUUUGGCCAUGAUCUCUUUCCCCUUCCUUUUUUUUUUAAUUAAAUAAAUGGAUCAAAAUUAAAUAAUUCAAGCCCUGCCUUCAAAAUGAAAAUUUUUUUUUAGUAUUGUUUAGCAAAAACAAUAAAACCCAAAUUUUUUUAACCAUCACUCUUGUCUUGGGUUUGUGCGUGCUUUAGAGGCCCCAGAGGGAGGGGUCUGAGGAUGUGUGUGUUUGGUUUAACCUUUCCCUUUAAACUCUCUGCUUCCUGCUCUUUACCCUGUCUCCUUCUAUCCCUAAGAACUCAUCCAGAAAUACAGUGCCAAGUAUAUAAGUUAAGAAAGGGAUCCAGGGUUGGGAGUUGUAUGUAAGUGGAGUAGAGGCAUAAAGGGGGUGGGUACAUACGUAAGACCAUUUGUUACAGGACUGUUUGGAAGAAAAAUGAGAGAAGACUGAGAAGUAUACUUUCAUAUCACCUGCCAUUGGCCAGAACUUGAUUUAAAGCACCAAGCCUUUGAUUUACUCUGCAUGGAAAUCUAGACUUCUGGAGAAAAGAGGGAGAAGAGAGGAGACCUUGCAGGGUCUAGAGAACCUGAGAGAUGCGAGUAAAGAAGUGAAUGUGAUUAAUGGGAAAUGGCAGUCCUGGAAGGAACCUCUGUGUCACGUGUCCCCCGUCAUCACUUUCUUCCCAUUAGCCUCUAGGUCUGUGAAUGGGAGACAGUGGGUACCAACUGUUUCUGGUAGGAAGCACUUUUGACUCUCUGGUUUUAGUUUAUGAAAUGAUGUGGGGAAACUUUGAGCAAUUCAAGAGGUGGAGUUAAUAUGGUGGGAAAGACAGGCAGUGUAGAAGGAAUAACAAGGGCUUUGGAGACGUAAAUACUGGGCUUCCAGUUCUCACACUUCCAUUUCCUCACUUUGUAGAUGAGUUAUUUUAUUUGUCCAAGCUUUAGUUUCCCCAGCUGUAAACAUGAAACUAAUACUCAUCUCCUAGAAUUGGUGUGAGGGGUUAAAUAACAUAUUUAAAAUGCUUAAUGCUUUAGAAGGUGCUCUGUAAAUGUUAAUAUAUAUGUUAGCUUGGUCCUGGGGUGGUUAAAAAAUCGGGAUGAGAUUGGAUUAGCUGGUUUUCAGAAGCUCCAACUUUGUUUUAAAAGUCUUUGUUUAGGUGUCAUUUUAAGUGAGGCUAAUAUGUAAAACAUUGGGGCAGUGAUAGGGGGCCUCAGAGCCCUGCCCUCUCAGUCUCUUACAGAUUACACCCCUGCCUCUUCCCUGAAAUCUCUAAGAAAUUUCUUUGAUUAUAAUUUGAAGACUACUCAUUUUACAGAAGCCCUAGUUCCAGCAGAGCUAAGCGACUUGUCGAGAAUACCACUGCUGCCCACGAAGGCAGAGCUGGAACAAACCCCGGGCUUCAUGCAUUCGUGGGUUCCUAAUGCUGUCCUCUGACUUUAUGAACUGAGGGCACAUGCAUUGCUCACUUUGUUAGCCAGAUUUGGGGUGGAACACAGAGGACCUUGGUGAGAGUGGCAGGAACUGUGUCCUAGGUUGAAAGAACACUGAACUAUUGAAUGUGGCACAGAGGGCUUGCUUCUACAGGGGAACACGUACAGGUGGUUUUGCAGUCAUUCUCCUUUCUCCUCAAACAUACACACACACACCUUUACACCUUAGCACCCGGUCACCUCCCCACUGCCACAUAUGUGCCUUUGGGUUUACUGCUGUUUAGAGCAUCUGGUCAAUAUGGUAUAAACAGCCUUACCACAGUGAGUUGAUAUGGACUUUGCUGUUUAAGUCUGAACAGCUCCUUGCUGAUUUUUGGUGUUUUGAAUAUUGCUCAAGCAGUUCAAUAUUGGUUAAGGGGCUGCAGCCUGGGAACGACUGAUUCACGGUAAAGGCUCCUUGAUAUUUUUGAAGCUAAGAAUGUGUGUGUCAAAAAUCUGUUUUCCCAUAAGACAUACUGGUAAAGGAAGAUGUAGAGGGCUUUCAGUCAUACACAUACAGAAUCUACUGUCCUGCUAUGUGGAGGAUACUGAGAAUGUGCAAUGAGAAUGUGUAACACUAGAAGUUGCACUGUACAGGAUGAGUUGGGACAGGCUGGGGACAAGAGUUUGGGAGCUGGGAUUGGUCAUCUGGGUUGGAGGCUGGUCAUUGUUUACAUGGCAGAUUUGCUUUCCCAUCACUGCUGGAGGCCGCUGGUGCCAGAGCAUUCAUUCCUCUUUAAGAAACUUGAAAUCGGCAUAUACUGCCUCAGCUUCAGGGGUUUAUCAUAACAGCAUGAAGUACCUUACAGAUGAAAAAGAGAUGCUGUUGGGUGGCCCUCCCCUGGUGAUAGACUGCUGCUGGGUGAUAAAGUUUCAGAAUGAGUUUGUUCUUUUAUAUUAUAAAAGCCUUACAUGGCUCAUUACAGGAAAACUAGAAAGCAAGGCAAACAUUUUCCAUCUAUCCCCCACCCCGAAAGCAUUGUUGACAUCUUUCAUAACACCCCUCUCCCUGUACCUUGCAUUUCUGAAAACGCAACGUGCUUCACCAUGUCAAAAGAAACUUGCCCGCCAGUUUCCUCAUCCCCAUCCCACGGAGUGUACUCUAAUCUGUUGGCAUGUUAGAAUUGAUGCACGUAAAAGGUAUGGGGGCUAGAUGAUCUCUAAGAUCCUUCCAAUCUCAAUAAUCUGUUCUGUUUUAUCUUCGCUGUCUUUUCCUACGAUGCCACCCGUGAAGCCAUCUUUGACAGUGAAAAUGGAAAGUGAUUUCUGUAGUUUGUUUACAUCACUCAUAUCAUGUGGCAUGUGUGACUGGCAUUAUAGUUAUUUAGGGUUAUCGGAAAUGGUCUGAGGAGUUUUGAGGCAAGGAUAAUGUAUUACUCCCUAGCAUCCAGCCAUUGAGGUGAGACUGAAGGUCGAGUUUUGAAGGUCAUCGGUUUAAUAACUGGAUGAGUUGCCUGAGCCAAGAUGAAAAGUGGUCCAGGCUGAUUGAGUUUUGAGGAAAGCUUGAAGUCAAGUUUGGGAAAAGGGUGAAGGACCAGUAAAGAACAUGGGAGGAGCUGAGGAGGAGGGUGUACCGGGUUCCAGCUUGAAAAGCAGCAGGGCCCUCCCACAGGUAUCUCCAGAGCAGACUUUGGCAGCUAGGACCAAGGUAGGUCAGAUAUUGGCCUCCCAAAUUUCCAAUUUUGUUGAAAAGACUAAAAAACUAAAUUCCUGAGCUGGCAGGGUAAGGUGGGGGUAAGGCAAUUCUCUAGUGACGUCUCAACCAACUAAUCCUGAUGCUGACUGCAGCAGUUAGUCUCUAGUGGAGGGACUAAGAAGUGGUGGCUGCUUUUUCUGAUCUGGCCCCCUUUCUGGUCGAUCUCCUAACUUAAAGCAGUUGCCUGUGCUUACUAUAGGGAGGUACGUGUACUGCUGUUAAAGAGAAUAUUCUGGGAUCGCCUCUGGGAUGUGAUAUAAGCUGAAAUCUGAAGAACGAGUGCCAGCCAAGUGUGCUUGGUUAGAGGGACCAGCAGGAGCUAAAGUUGAGGUUGGCAAGAGCUUAGGGAUAUUUAGGAACUGCUGGAAUAUAGGUGGCUGAAGCCUGGUGAGCAAGAUGGAGAAAUUGGCAGGAGCCAGAUCGUGCAGGACCUUGUAACCGUUGUAGUCGGGACUGGAGUCUGUUCCUGACGCAGUGGGGAGCUGCCAGAGGGUUUCAGCUGUCAGGGCAUUUAGUCUGAUGCUAGGCGGCAGCAGUGGAAGCAGAGAGACUCUCGGCAUUAAGAGGCCGUCGCAGUGGUUCAGGCAAGAGGUGGUGGUGACAGAAGCAUGAUCGCAGGACUGAUGGCACUGGCUGACGGAUUGGAUGUGAGGGCAGGCUGGUCAGAGAGGAACUUCAAGAAUGACACCUGGGUGCAUGGGAACGGUGGGAGAGGAAGCGGUUUGUGGAAGAGUGGAGUUCUAUUUUGUUAUUUUGUCUCACCCACGAAACCCUGAAGAGCAGAUGGCAAACGGGCAGCAGGAUAACAAGCCUGGAGUUCAGAGGAGGGGACUGGGCUGGACCUAGACGUUUAGGAGUUGUGACCUUGUCCUGAAUGCCGAGAAAUGGAUGAGAUGCAUGGCCACAGUAGGCAUUUUGGCCUCUGAUUGGAGGGGGCCCUUCAUAAUAAAGAGGAAGGAAGAAGAUUGUACUGUUGCGGUUGAGUUUGUAGAUUUGGCAGGGAGAUGAGAAUGAAGGAGAACGUGGCCAGUGGCUCAGUAAACGCGUGAAGGAACUGCCUUAAGAUUGCUGAGUGCCCUUUAGAGGUGCUUGCUUACGCAUUAGGGUAUAGCCACGUGGCCACUGUGUGAGUCAUAUUGAAUGACUUGGUGUCGACACAGAGGAUGGGUAGGUGGUUGUAAGCAGGAUAGGAGGUUAUGAGGUCUGUACUGUGGAGGGAGAAGGGAGUUCAACUGAGGAUGGUUGCCAGGGGGAGUGAUUAUAGCAGUGGUCCCUUGACCCCUGCAGAUGCAUGCGGGUGUCAAAUACAGUUCAGUUCUUGUUCACAUUAGCCUUUAUGAAAGUGUCUUGCUGUCAUUCGUGUGCACUGGCUAAGGGAAGGGUAUGCAGCCACGUAACUCCAGAAGGCAGUGUGUGAGCAGUGUGCAGACAGGAUGCUUCUAGUUCAGGGCCCAGGUGUGGUAUCCAAAGCUCAGCACAGGUAUCCUAGCACUUAGAAAUGGCAGUGAUCUUGGAUCUUAUAUAAAUGUUUAAACUGCAUCCCAGUUUAAAUAUCCUCUCUUAUAGCAUCCUUGACAGGCUGCACCUACUUGAACACUUUCAUUGAUGGGGAGCUCCUUACUUUGAGAAGCAACAUGUGAUAGCUGUACUUUGGCCUUUAUGCCCUUGAGUGAGGGGCACUGAAGUAGCUAAACAGGCAGAUAGGACUGGGAGCUGUCUUGUCUUCUCCAGUGAAAUGGCUUAUUUUUAGCCAACUAUUCCAACCUCUUAAGAACUUUUAAAAAAUCUUAGUGCUAUAAUCCAAUAUACUAGUUAUCCAUCUCAAUGUUGUGUUCCAAUUUUUAUAAACUGUUUUCAUAUUAUCUAAAGGGAUAUCAUCAGAGACUUUAAUAAGAUCCAGAUGUUUGUCUAUGAUAGCCACCUAACAACUCUUAUCAAAAAGGGAAAUAAAGUUGUUUGGGUAUAACUUAUUUUUAGUGGACUCUUGGGCACCUCGUGACCAUCCUGUUUUAGGUAACUGGUGAGACUGCAUGUUCCAUAAGCCCUUUUCGAAUUUAACUGUGGUUACAUUUAUCUGACUUUUGAAAAUUGGAACUUGUGCUCAGUUCUAGACUGUGGCAACCCUCUGUUUAUAAUGCUUUCUCAAAGAUUAUUGACAAUGAGUCCUCAAGUUUUUCUGGUAUAAUUUGCUUGAACCAGAUCAUUGAAUUAAUUCAAAGGGGCUCAAGUCUCAUCAACCACAAGCUCUGAGACUGCUAUCCUAGGUUGGUGGUGGCUCAGCUGCUCGUAGCAUUCUGGGCAUCAUCUGUAUUAUUCACCUGUGACCUUGACUUCUUAGGGGCAUGUUUGGCUGGCAUGGGGGACAGUGGCCCACUCUUUGGGGCACUGUAGCUUAGGGGCUAGGCUCCUGCCUGGAUUCAGAAAAGCCUGAGUCAAGUCAGAUUUCACCUCUGCCACUAAUUAGCGGUAUGACUUGGCAACUUACCUAGCCUUGCCAAGCAUCAGUUCCCUCAUCUGUGUAAUGAGUGUCUCAGUUGAGGAUUAAAUGAAGCCUUUAAUGAGAUGCCUGGCCCUUGGUAACCAUCUCUUCCCUGUGGCCAUUAUUAUUCUCUUAAGAGUUUGCUGGGUGGGGCUUGUGAGCACACUCGGGAACCUAGAGAGAAAGUAACUUGUUUGGCCUCCCAGGGCAAGGCAAAAGCAGUGGGUACCCUGGCCUCAGACCCCUCUGUUUCAGAAGGAGACGAUGGGUACUCCUGGAAGGCCAGAGUGGAGUAUUUUGACCUCUGGCCUAGUUAGAACAAGAGAGAGCAUUCUCUUCCUUAAUGUCCAGAUGUCUUAGGCAGGAAGUCCAGAUGUCUUAGGCAGGAAGUAGGAAUGAAAGAAGAGACACCUGGCUGCUUCCUGACUUGAGGGAGGGCUCCAAGGGGCCUCCACCUGCCAUCCUGACAAGAAAUAGAGGAGGGCCUGGGCUCCAGAAGGGAGAAAGAGGUGGAGGGGGGAACACCUGCUCUUAAAAAGCAGGGCAGGGUCCUGCUGCCCUGGAUAUAAGACCAAAGGGCCUUGACGAUUUCCUCAACCCUAACCCUAACCCCCUCCCCCUCCCCUUAGGGUUAUGGCUUCCUGAAAGCUGAUUUCUCCUGUUUUGGGUGGUUGGGGCUCUGGCAGGAGGCCAGCAAGGCAAGGUAGCUAGAGCUGAGAUUCUGCUACCAUUCCUGGGUGAGGACCACACUCAACAAGUAGUGCCAGGAAUACAUGUGAGUACACAGGGAUUCUGCCUGAGGCCCUGACCUCAGUGGCCGGAUUAGGGCAGGAUCUAGCUGAAGUUCUCCUUGUAGGAGGAGGCAGAGGUCUCCUGCGAUCAUGUGGGAAAUAAGUGAGGUGAGGUGUGGAGUGGGAGUAAAAAAAAUGUCUAGAUUAAAAAGCCCAUCUUCCUUGAUUGCCUUUCAUCCUAGUAGGAAUAAUGGAAUGAGGGGUGCCUGGGGGUGGGGAAUCAGGAUGUUUGGGUCUCAGGCUGAAACGGCUUUGCCAGAAGCCUAGGUAGCAGGUAAAAUCUUGGAAGAUGGAGGGAAGGUAUCCUUGAGACCAUGUUGGGGGAGCUGGCAACAUGGUGAGACCCCUGAAUGGUGUUUGCGCUUAUUUUUCUCUCCUCGCAUCAACAUGCUUCCCCAAGCUCCUGGGCAGAGUGACACAAGUCCUCAGCAUCCAUGAUUGCCUAGUGCCAUCCUCACUCCAGCCCCUCAUGCAGCAAGGAUGGGGCAGGUGUGGUCACUCCUUCCUCACAGUGAUCAUGGCCACAAUGGCGGGGUCUGGCAGCAAGUGUGCCCAGUGCCAUGUACCUGCCCCCAGCCUUGGGCAUUGUGUGGACUGUGGGGGUCUCCACCUACUCAGCCCCCUCCCAGGCUCUCUGAGUUUAGCUCUUGGAGCUGAGCCACAACAGUCUCAGCCACCCAGCAGGUGGCUGCUUUUAGGGCCUGUGGGGGCUGUGGGGGCUGCUGCUUUCUCAGUGUCCCGUGGGGUCUGGCUGGUGGAGCCCUGGGGGCAGAGGCCUGGGUUUCCUGGAGCAGCUUGACCUCAGCCACACCAGCUGGCCCGCCUGCUCCCAGACCUUGCCAUCACCCUGUGCUCUGUUCUGUCUAGACCUCUCACAACCUGCUUGCCACCCUGGAUCCUUGCAGCCUGUGGGGCCUGGGGAACCUGGGGCAGCUAGACCUGAGCCACACAAUGGGGCUAAGCUGGGCACUCCUGGACCCGGGGGCCUCUUCCACCUAUGUUGGCAGAGCUGGCCGGGAACCGGCCCAGCGAGUCAGGGAUGCCAGCCUGGAGAUGCUCUCUGGUUGUGACUGACAUCAGCGAGCUGGAGGCUGAGGCCUUUGCAGCCCUGCAAGCACUGGGCUGCCUCUCUAUUGUAGGCAACCGGCUGCAGCACGUCGAGUUCAAGAUGUGGCGGGCAUCUGGACAGCAGGCAUGCUGACAACCCCUGGGUAUGCCACUGUGACCUGCCAUGGGCUGUGGGGAAGCUGGACCACCUGUGGCACUUCUGUUUUGCCCACCUGGGUAGCCUGGCUUGUGGUGGCCCGGGGCAGCUGAUGGGGUGGUGCUGAGCAGGGUGGAGCCCCAGCUCUGCCUGGCUAUGUAUCAGGCACCAUGCUGGUCAAUGUGGCUAUGGCUGUGGUCAUGGUUGAGUGCAAAUGCAGGUGGGGCCUCAGGGGAACUGGAGAGCAGGGGAGCCCUCUAGAGAGCAGCUGGAGGAGGGAGAGAAGAUGGAGCUGUGAGAGAGGAAGAGGGAUAGUCCUUGGAAGUCUUCGGGGCUCAGUUAUCUGCCCGCCCAGGCAGGGUGGGAGGAAUAGUGGGAGGGAGAGAAAUGGCUGUGUUCAUCUCUCAGGGCCUAGGACUGACCACUCUUCCCCUCACCUGUUUCCCCCGAUCAAGCACAAUGCCAUUAUCUUUUCAGCCCUAGGAAGGGGGAUAUGGCCCCUAGUCCUCACCACCUCUUUGGGGAAGAGGGCACUAAAAGGUGGAAACUGAAGACUGGAGGGGACAGGGGUGGGAUGUGUACAAGGAAAGCAUUAAUUCUAAUUUCCUUCCCCUUCCUCACACAUGUCCCUGGGCUCUGCUUUGGGGACUUGAUCAGAAGCUGGUUGCUAAAGUUAUGAUGGAGGUGGGGUGGGAUAAGGGUAUUGUUCCCUUGGGCACAAUCCAGGCAGACUCCUAGAACUAUUUCGUGGACAUACACUAUCCAGUUCUCAACACCUUAGCUUCUUCCUGAUGGCAGUGCAUCUUGUCCCAUUUGAAUUGGGGAUGGAUGAGGAGAUUGGAAAGAGAAAAUCAGUUGGAAAGUUGAUUCUGUAGUAUGUGCCUGUAUUUUGGUGAAGAAAACUUACCUCAUGUGAUAGUAGGGGGUGGGAGGGGUGGGUAAAAUGACCUUUAACCCAGUCUUUUUCUCAUUCCCCUUGACUGGAGUUUUCCCACCCCCAAAUCCCCACCCUAGCAAUCACACAAUCUCAUUCCCUGGUUUUCUGCCUAGAUGUAUCCCUUUCUCACAUUCUUCCUGAUAAACCCAAACUUUAUCCUAGUGACUUUGUUAAAAAUUAGAUGUGAAAAGGUGUUGUGUUGUCCAGCCUACACUGGCUGA